UGUCUUUACGCGUCUUCUGUACUCUGCAUCAAUAUACAACCAUUCUCCAGCCUUCAGCAUCACUUUCGACGACAGUCAGUAUGAUUGUCUGUGCACAUCUUCCACCUCCUUGACCCAAUCGAUCGCAUCCCCUUCAGCAACCCUCAAAAAAUAUGUCCAAGUCCGGUAAUUUGGCCGCAUUAUCGGCCAUCCUGAAUACCUCAGACACCCCUACAGUCUUCUACGCCGAAGACCCUCCAUAUCUACCACGCAUCCUCAUCUUCUACUACCCUGUACAAGCUGUGGGUUCUCUGGCCUCGACCUCUCGAAUCCGUACAACCAUCCUCAGUGCAGCCGGCUUCAAGAGCUAUGGGGCUUUCUCUGUGGCACCUAACAGCAGCUACUAUUCUGCUGUCCACAAAUUACCCGAAGAUAAACAGAGAGACGAUGUCUGCCGUGCUAUUGCUUUCGCUCUAUGUCGAUAUUUCUCCGAGAUAUCAAGCGAUGUGAAGAAUGCCAUUGCGGAUGAGAACCUACACCAUGGGAUAGCUUUGAAAUGGGGACAGUCACAUGCUGCGCAGGUCACUUGCCGAAUGAGCAGGGUUAUAAACACAGAAGAAGUCAUCGAGGCACUUCGUCCAUUUUCAAAAGACAGACCAUCAAGCCCCCAGACUCCCGUCAAAACAGCUGCCAUCAAGCCGCUUGCAUCGAUCAGGAAGACCAGGCCGUCAUUUCUGCCCCAGGAUUCCGGCAAUGUGCCUUCUAGCCGUGUCAAUGCACUUACGCCUGCGAAGAGGAGGAUACCAAGCAGUCAGACCAGGUCUCCUUCGGCAUCGACUCCGUCAAAUCGAAAAGCUAGUGCUGCACUCGUGCCAAAAUAUUCACUGGAACAACUCGAGUCUUUACGUUUCAAAAUGUGCGAAUUCGUCGACACCGAAGACAGAUACAUCACACGUCUGCAGGAGUUAAUAGAGCUUGUCACCAACCAAGGCCGGACACCGAAAUCCUUGAGCUCAAAAUUGUCAAAUUCACGUAGCCAGAAAGCCGUGAAUGCAAUGAUCCAGUUCCCAUCUCUGCUCGAUCAGAUCAAGGACCUCAACCUGGCCUUUUUGGACGACAUCGAGACCGCGCUGCAAGGCUCAGAAGAUGCUGCUUUGACCUUUUUGGACCGCGCCUCCCACGACCCUCAGCUCCUACAAACGGCAAAAGAUCCAAUGGGCAUAUCCAGUUUCGCUAAGGUCUUGCUGAACCACUUUCCAAAAUUUCUUGUGCCGUACAGAGACUAUCUCGACCUCCAUUCCCAAGUCGCUUUGAACCUGGAUCAGUUCUUGAAAGAAGGCACAAUGUCGGCACAACAAGCACCGUCCCUGCUUAUGGAGCCAGCUCAGCGUAUUUCGAGAUACGGUCUGUACAUUGACACGAUGCUUCCACACGUGCCCACGAACUUCACAGUUGCGACGAGAACAUUGGAGAAGGCUCGCAAGAUCAUCGCCGAGAUCUGCGAGAUGGAACCGGCAGCCUCCACGAUUCUGGACUCGCUGAGCAUUGAGCACGAAGCACGAAGGAAAGUUCUAUCUCCCACGAAGCUCCUGUCAGGACUGACACGAUCCACGGGGACAAUCAAAGAAGCAUCAGCCAUGAGUGGCAGUAUCAAAAACCGCGACGGACCUCGCUUCUUCCCCAGUCUGGGCAGGAGCCUGAGUCGACGAGCAAAGACAUCACGACCUGGGCUCGCUGGUAUACUGUCGGAGCAGGACCCAGAGCAAGUCAGCAAUGUCCGCUCGGACGAAAACCGACCUCUCACCUCAAGCUCCGGUCUGUCUUCAUCUGGGUCUGUCAUGAAACGGCCGUUGACGGCAGGCUCGGCUGGUACGACUGUCAGCAACCACCGCUCUCCGCUGAGUCCGAAUCCUAGAAAUGCCACAGACUCGAGACCAGUCGGCGACAAGGUCAGUAUUGAGCAUUUCAAGGCGGAGUUAAUGCGCGUGGAAGAGGAGAAUUACAAGCUCCUCCAAGAGAACGCAGAGCUGAAGAGGUUAAUCCGGGAAUGUAAAUGUGGUGGUGCUGCUGCUGCGAAGCGCUGAUAUUGAUGGCGAUGUUGCUUCUCCGUCAGCAAUAGCAGCGGCAGGGCGAAAAUAGUAAGGACCAGCGUCUACGCUUGGUAUUGAUGACUUAUGAGGAUUGGUUACGACAACACUGCAUUUGGGUUGGUUUUGCAAAAUCUUGUUCGGACCGUGUAUUUCUACAUAGU
Exophiala viscosa is the source of this 2230-nucleotide messenger RNA. RefSeq lists its product as uncharacterized. The transcript has a single exon. Gene Ontology annotation, molecular function: guanyl-nucleotide exchange factor activity. Bases 153 to 2063 code for a protein of 636 amino acids. NCBI's taxonomy places the organism in Eukaryota, Fungi, Ascomycota, Eurotiomycetes, Chaetothyriales, Herpotrichiellaceae. The record is from RefSeq and is a predicted model, not a curated record. Gene Ontology annotation, cellular component: cytoplasm.